This is a messenger RNA of Gryllus bimaculatus (two-spotted cricket), 1023 nucleotides long. The record is from the annotation of a GenBank genome assembly. Lineage: Eukaryota; Metazoa; Arthropoda; Insecta; Orthoptera; Gryllidae.
AGAUCGAUUGAAAGAUGUGAUUCAACUCCUUAGAAAUACUGCCAAUUCGCAAGUGGAACAGAUUAUAAGAAUAAUGAAGAGAUGGGCUAAAGAUAAUCGUAUCAAUAUUUAAAAGAAAUGCACAAAAGGAUUUGUUCUGAAAUGUUACUGAAACUACUGUUUCACCUGCAAAUUAACACAAUUACAUAUAAUUUACUUAGAAACGCAGGUCAGUGUAAUGAAGAAAUAUAAGUAAUGAAUUGGAGAUAAGAAUUCAAUUGUGCAUUUUAUGUUCUAACAAGAUUGUGACAUUGUGACAUUAGUUUUCUUUGUGGAUUCCAGUCGUGUUAUGUAUUAUGAUAUAUUAUAUAUUAUAUAUUAUGAUCUCAUACAUAAUGGGUUCAUUUUCCAGCUAUUGAAAAUGAAAAUACUGAGAGUAUUUAAUAGUUGAAGUCAUGACAUUGAUUUGAGUUUGUAAGAUACAUUGUAAUGAAGAAAUACAUUUUUGAAUCAACUCAUCAUCAUCAGUCUCAGAAAAAAUUAGUAUUAGACAUUGUGAACAAACAUCUCGUAUUGAGGUGUAAAAUUGGUGGUUCAAUGCCAGUCACUUCAGUGAGUGAGUGAUUGUAUCUGGUAAUUCAUAUUUUGUGGAUUGAAACUGCUGCUAGAACUUACAGUGAAUGUAUUUAUAAGUGCAGCCUAUAGGUUCUGUAGGGACUGACAGGACCAUGUCCAGGGGCUCCUUAAUAAAAAUAAAUUUCAAAUUAUUAAAUUAGGAAUUCUUGCCUGCAAAAAAAAUUGUGAUCAAAUAAAUUAUAUGCUGAGAGAUACUUUAACAAGUUAUUGUAUACAUGCCUAAUAUGAUUGCUUAACACGACCUCUUGCAGAAAUCGCUGGCAAUAAUUCAGUGUUGGCUGUUGCCUUUGAUGAACCAGGCGCUGAUCCACGGGAAGAUAAAUACCCCCCCCCCCUAAAAUUUUUCAUUAACUUUUAUUUUUAACCUAUCAUGAAACUUUUAAGCAAAAAUAUUUUCCGAUAAUCAUU